CAAUUCAUGGAAUAUAGUGUGUAAAGUUUCUAGUGGAGCUCUUCCCCUCCUUAAGGAGAAAGAAGAAUAUGAGGACACUGAACAGUGAAGCACUGAACUCUAUUAAUUUACGAUUUUGCCACUGUUCCCAAUUCCUCUCUCCAACCCCAAUUUCCUCAUUCCAUGUUCCCUGUUCUCUGAAAAACCCAACCCCAUCUGCUAUUUCCUGCAAAAAUCGAAUCUUUUCUCCGGUUCAAGCUUCCAUGGCUUCAUCCACCACUGUCUCAGACACGGAUACGAAGCCAUUCUCCGUUCUCUUUGUGUGCUUGGGCAAUAUCUGCAGGAGCCCAGCUGCUGAAGGAGUCUUCACUGACUUGGUCAAGAAAAAGGGUCUCGAUUCCAAGUUCAGAAUCGAUUCUGCUGGCACAAUUGGUUACCACGAGGGCAAUGAAGCUGAUCCAAGAAUGAGGGCAGCCUCGAAAAGGCGUGGGAUUCAGAUAACUUCUAUUUCAAGGCCAAUCAAGCCCUCUGAUUUCAUUGACUUUGAUCUCAUUCUUGCCAUGGACAAGCAAAACAGAGAGGACAUAUUGGAGGCCUUCAAUAGAUGGAGAUUUAGACAGACUUUACCGGAAGAUGCACAUAAAAAGGUUAAGUUGAUGUGCUCAUAUUGUAAGAAGCAUGAUGAAACCGAAGUACCAGAUCCUUACUAUGGUGGACAACAAGGGUUUGAGAAGGUAUUAGAUUUGCUUGAAGAUGCUUGCGAUUCAUUGCUGGAAAACAUAUUGGCAGAAAACAAACAUAUACAAGAAUCUUAAUGCCUUUUUAAACAGCAAGAAGAUCCAAUCCUGGGGCUCACUAUCCUAAAUCCAUGAUUUCUAUACUGUAGAAGCUUCUUACCAUACUUUUCUCAGAAUUUGAGUUAUAAAUGCAAUUUUUCUUUCUUUUUUAUCUUCUUCUGUCUAUCAAAUUAUAUUGUGAGACUCAGCAAAUUACAGCAUAGGUAAGAUUUUGUUGACUCUA
Molecule: messenger RNA, 999 nt
Organism: Lotus japonicus
Lineage: Eukaryota; Viridiplantae; Streptophyta; Magnoliopsida; Fabales; Fabaceae
Exons: 5
Coding region: 69-794 (241 amino acids)
Biological process (GO): protein dephosphorylation
Molecular function (GO): protein tyrosine phosphatase activity
Source: RefSeq, a predicted model, not a curated record